AUGAAUCCCUCCAUCCCACCUUCCACGGCUGAAUAUGGCGGAGAUGAGGUGUCGGCGAUUGUGCUCGACCCCGGCUUCUCGACGACACGAGCUGGAUUUGCAGGGGAGGACACACCCAAAUCCCUGAUUCCGACAUACUACGGGAAAUAUUCUUCAGAUGGCCAGUCGAAGUUGGUCUUCGGUGAUGAUAUCUUUGUUACGCCCCGGCCCGGUCUGUCGAUUCACAACCCAAUGGGUCGCGAUGGAAUCGUGGAGGACUGGGACAUGGCAGAGAAAGUAUGGGAAUAUGCCUUCACUUCGCGCCUGACGGGCCCAAAGCCUGGAAAUCCCCUACAGAACGGAUUGAACGACGUGCCGGAGGGCGAAUUAUCUACAGAAAUGGAAGGGGUGGAAACCGAGGAGAAGCUGCUUGCUGAUAGCCCGCUGCUGAUGUCGGAGCCCGGCUGGAAUCCCACGAAGUCGCGCGAGAAGACUAUCGAGCUUGCUAUGGAGAAGUGGGGAACCCCGGCCUUCUAUCUAGCCAGGAACGGUGUUCUUUCAGCCUUUGCGGCCGGCAAGGCUUCCGCCCUUGUGAUUGACAUUGGCGCUUCUAACAUCUCUGUAACCCCGGUCCACGACGGUAUGAUACUGAAGCGGGGAGUGCAGCACUCCCCUCUCGGUGGUGAUUAUAUCUCAUCUCAGAUCCGCGCUCUCUUCAAGUCGAACGCCCCGCAGCCGAUAACGAUCACUCCUCAUUAUCUGAUCUCGUCCAAGACAGCAGUUGAUGCCGGCCAACCCCCACAAGUUAAAUACAAGACUUUCGCCCCCGACAGAGCUCCUGACGCAUCUUACAGAACACUUCUGGAAGAGCGAACCCUGUCGGAGUUCAAGGAAUGUGUUGUCCAGGUCUGGCCCGGCCCCAACAAGCUCUCCGCCACAGGACCCAACGGCGUCUCGAACGAGGAACUGGCCAAGAGCAGCCCUGGCCGGCCCUUCGAGUUCCCCGACGGCUACAACCAGGUCUUCGGAGUCGAUCGCUACAAGGUCGUCGAAUCCCUAUUCGACGCCAAAGCUGCAAUCCCGGACCCCGAAUCGGCAUUCCCCGCACCGACGCCGGCACAAACUGUGCCCGAGCUCAUCAAGAAUGCGCUGAACGGCGUCGACGUCGACAUCCGCCCGCACUUGUUGGCUAACGUUGUUGUCACGGGUGCCUCCAGCUUACUCUAUGGUUUCACAGACCGUUUGAACCAGGAGCUCAUGCAGAUGUUCCCAGGUCCACGCGUUCGUAUAUCGGCCCCAGGAAACACCGCGGAGCGGAAGUUUGGCUCUUGGAUCGGUGGAAGUAUCCUCGCCAGUUUGGGUACCUUCCAUCAGAUGUGGAUCUCCAAGAAGGAGUUUGACGAACAUGGUCCGAAUAUUGUCGAGAAACGCUGCAAGUAG
Messenger RNA from Aspergillus tubingensis, 1419 nucleotides. Its product is annotated as actin family protein. Gene Ontology annotation, biological process: regulation of transcription by RNA polymerase II. Gene Ontology annotation, cellular component: NuA4 histone acetyltransferase complex; SWI/SNF complex. Bases 1 to 1419 code for a protein of 472 amino acids. The transcript has 3 exons. NCBI's taxonomy places the organism in Eukaryota, Fungi, Ascomycota, Eurotiomycetes, Eurotiales, Aspergillaceae. Gene Ontology annotation, molecular function: chromatin binding. The record is from RefSeq and is a predicted model, not a curated record.